Thamnophis elegans (Western terrestrial garter snake) is the source of this 1098-nucleotide messenger RNA. RefSeq names its product ficolin-1-like. The transcript is spliced from 11 exons. Bases 79 to 1098 code for a protein of 339 amino acids. NCBI's taxonomy places the organism in Eukaryota, Metazoa, Chordata, Lepidosauria, Squamata, Natricidae. The record is from RefSeq and is a predicted model, not a curated record.
GUGAAAGGGACAAAAGCAGAUCGGCCAAAUAAAAGCAGAAGGUCCAGGGCAGGUUGCAGUCAGAGUCCAGCGGGCACCAUGAGGAGAGUUGGAAAGCAAGUGGGUCUCCUCCUGCUGUUCUGCCUGAUGAUCGCAAUCCAUCCAGGGUCACAGGACUCCUCCGUCCCAGAACUUAAGGCGCCGGAUUUGGAUGGCAAUGAGACAAUAUCCGUUGUGCGGGAAAGGCCACGGGGACUCCCUGGCAUUCCAGGAUCACAAGGGCCACAGGGACUCUCUGGCAUUCCAGGAGCCAAAGGUGAAAGAGGCUUGCAGGGAAUCCCCGGGGAAAUUGGAGCACCUGGGCCAAAAGGGGAAAAAGGAGACCCAGGACAACCUGGAGAGAAAGGUAAGAGUUUGAAAGGUGACCCAGGAGAAAUUGAUGAGAAGAAGCUGGAGAAGCUUCAGUGCAAGCGAGGUGCCCCAAACUGCAAAGAGCUCUUGAAAAGAGGGACGAUCCUGAGCGGCUGGUACACCAUCUACCCCCAGGACUGCCAGCCCCUGCAGGUGCUGUGCGACAUGGUCACCGACGGAGGCGGAUGGAUUGUCUUCCAAAGGCGUUCGGAUGGCUCUGUGGACUUUUUCCGUGACUGGGCUGCCUACAAGAAAGGAUUUGGAAACCAGCUGACCGAAUUCUGGCUGGGGAAUGACAACCUUCACCGCUUGACCUCGCUGGGAAAGAAUGAAUUGCGUGUCGACUUCACUGAUUUUGAAAAUCAGCAUUCCUUCGCCAAAUAUGCAUCCUUCCAGGUGGCGGCAGAAUCCGACUGGUAUCGGCUAACUCUGGGAGCCUUCAUAGGUGGCUCUGCAGGUGACUCCCUCUCCUUCCACAACAACAUGCCCUUCUCCACCAAGGAAAAACGGCAGGACCCCCAGAAGUUCAACUGCGCUGAGAAGUGCCAAGGGGCCUGGUGGUACCAUGAAUGCCACCACUCCAAUCUCAAUGGGAGAUACUGGCUGGGAAAACACAAGACUCGCGGGAACGGCAUCAACUGGGGUACUGGGAAAGGCCCGUACUACUCAUACAAGCGCUCCGAAAUGAAAAUCCGGCCUGUGGCUUAG